CAGCUGCCAUUUCUAGUCAAGACCGUUCGAAGAAUGAAUAUAUUUAGGUUUCUUCCGCCAAUACUUGACCAUUACAGUUGAUGACCGCUAAUCAAGAGUAUUCAACGUGAAUUCCCGUAACUGCAGGAUCAAAUGUAAGUUAAAGAAUCAACAUUAUGAUGUCAUUGAGUAAUAUCUACAAACCUGAAGCAAACAAGUUUUCUCAUCUUGGAAGUGAAGAUGAUGAUGAUUCUGAUGAGCUGGAUGAUGAAAUUGACGACAGCUACAACAAAGCAUUGCACAGUCCUACAAGAAAUGUUCAGAAACCGUUGAUGGCACCAAACAGGACCACAAAAAUAAGAAGAGCGCACUCUAAGCCAUGGUGUACAACCAGGGCCUGUUUUGUCUGCUUUGUCUGGCUUGCAUUCUUUUCUAUUUGUGUCUCUGGCCUUGUACUUCUCAUUCUGCGAGCAGUUGAUUCAGUGGAUUCAAAAACAAAUGAUCCAAAUACUCACUUUGUCAAGAAAGUUUUAUUGGAUAACCAACAGACAUCCUUCAAUGAUGAGAGCAAUUUUGCUCCCUGUGAUGAACUUUAUGCUACAAAGGUGUGGCACACAACAAUGUCUAAACUAAUGACCGAAACGGCUGUGCGACUUAAUGAUGUCAAUGAAGAUGGUGUUGAUGACCUCAUGGUAGGGUUUUCAACUGGCGUUGAUGGGUACAAUGCACCUAAAAUCUCUUGUGAUCUAUAUUUUAAUGGCACUUAUCCAUGCUAUGGUGGGCUUUUGGCUCUUGAUGGUAAAACUGGCAGAGAAAUAUGGAGGCAUUAUACCAUGCAUGAAAUCUACUCAGUAAACUGUAACGGUGAUUUGGAUGUGGAUGGUGUACGAGACUGCUUGAUUUCAGGAAGGGCAGGAGUCUUCCAAGCUGUUAGUGGCAAGAAAGGACAGCUUAUUUGGAAUUUUGGACCACAGGAAUCUAGGGAUACUAACAUGAAUUUGUACACAGCACAGUUUAUCAGAGAUCUUAAUGGUGAUGGGGUGAUGGAAGUUUUAGUCACACAUGGGGGAGACCCUUUGGCGGAACCAAAUAGCCCUCAUCGUCUGGUUGGACGUCUUUUGAUAUUUUCUGGCAAAACUGGACAGGUGCUAAGAUGGUCAAACACUCCGGAUGAGAGGGAAACUUACUUUUCUCCUGUCAUAUACACGAAGAAGGAUUCUACAGAGCUUGUGCUUUUUGGAACUGGAGGAGAGACACACCCAGGAGGACUGUGGGUUGUCUCUCUCAUGGAUUUAUUUCAUGGUUUGAUAGAGAACUCCAAACUCAUUUACAAAGAUGACUAUAAAGGAGUAAUGAAUCCACCCAUUCUUGUGGAUUUGAACAAAGAUGGAACUGUCGACAUUACUAUGGCAAUGUAUAACACAACAAUCAUUGCUUUUGAUGGAGAAACUUAUGAGAGACUCUGGGAUUUUGUUUUCCCAUCGAGUGAAUCUUACUCGGUCCCAGCAGCAGGUUUCUUCAAUAAAGACAACACACCUGACUUUCUUGUCAGAUACAAUUAUGGAACAGGAUUUCCAGUUUAUUUCUACUCAAAUGUGACAGUGCUUGAUGGCAAAACAGGCAAACUACUGGUUAAACCCUUUGUCAAGUCAUCAUCAAUGGCCAAUACAUCACCAUUGUCCGUCAGCAUGCAGGGACUUGGUAAUGAUCUGUUUAUCUACUGGAUAUCAGACUGUAUUGGACAUGAAGGAGAUGGUACAAGAUUCGAGUUUGUUGAAGGGACUAAUGUACAUGAGCAGAGUCGCGCUGACACUUGCAAGCUUCGUUACAAUGCCAAGAGCUUCAGCAAGCUGUAUGUUACAAAUCAUAAUAUUGGCUUCCCUGGAGAAGAAAUUUAUUAUUCAGAGGACUAUCGGGAUAUAGAGCGUGAGGUUACAGGGGAGCAACCAAGGGGUUCUGACAAAAGUACAAACAGCAGCGGUGCUGAAAAAGCCGCUAGGGAAAACUCCAGCGCGAACUCACGAGAAAGAAGACACGUAGGUGCACCGGACCAUGGCGGAUAUCAGAGGCUGAUGGCAACAGGCAGUGUGGUGACGUCACUAGGAGAAGAGAACAAUACAGGACCUGCUGACUCUAUUGAUGUGGUGUUCACUGCAUACUGGCAGUACCCAGCCAAAGUUAGGAUUAUACUGCCUGAGGAUAAGGCUUGUAUUGAGAAUUACAGAAACCUCAGCAAAUCAGGUAAUGUUUGCUGAAGCUUGUAUAACCCAAACCAGGAGCCCAUCACUAAGAGAGUGUGCAACUCCCAUACUAAGUCACGGCAUUUUUACAGACUGGUCUAUUUUAAGGCUUCUUUUCCCGCCAAAUAAGUGAGUUCCGGUCUGCAUGAGCGCUCAUCGGUGAGGAAAAAAUGGCGGCCUCAGGUGGUUUUUCUUUUUAAUCUUCCGGUAAAUAAAUAUUAAGUUCAUGCUUGUGAUUGGUCAUUGAGGUUCCUGCGGGGAUCUGAAUUCGCAGUAAAUUCAAACUAAAAAUAGAUCGGUCUGUGAAAACGCCGUGACAGGAAUAUGGGGUAGUUGCCCGCACCUAGUGAUGGGCUCCUGCCCAAACGUAAUUUAGAGCUAUACACGCCCGGCUGUUUCCGCUUGGAAGAGUUUCCGAUCAAUAGUGUACAUCGGUUUGGCCAAGAGAGGAUGAAGGGGAAGUUAGUUGAUUAUUCCCAAGGUAAUCUCUCACAAGUCAUUUUUAGACAUGGUACCCAGUUCUUCCGCGGAUUUGUGUUACCACGCGCGAUGCGUGAAUAUUUUUCGUGAAGGA
Molecule: messenger RNA, 2793 nt
Organism: Orbicella faveolata
Lineage: Eukaryota; Metazoa; Cnidaria; Anthozoa; Scleractinia; Merulinidae
Molecular function (GO): protein binding
Source: RefSeq, a predicted model, not a curated record